Molecule: messenger RNA, 2980 nt
Organism: Sinocyclocheilus grahami
Lineage: Eukaryota; Metazoa; Chordata; Actinopteri; Cypriniformes; Cyprinidae
Product: nesprin-3-like
Exons: 16
Coding region: 137-2980 (947 amino acids)
Biological process (GO): nuclear migration
Cellular component (GO): nuclear outer membrane; meiotic nuclear membrane microtubule tethering complex; cytoplasm
Molecular function (GO): actin filament binding
Source: RefSeq, a predicted model, not a curated record
CAGCCCAAGCAACUGACAGGCCUGCAUUGACUUCCUGACGGAUCACUGUAACUUUGUAGCCCGAGGAGCAACUUAAGGUCAUUUAUUAUCAUAAAUACUCACAUCAGAUGCACAUAUAUCCGUCAGCCUUAACCUAAUGACCCAGCAAGAGCAGCAUGAGUUCAGGGAAAGUUUGGCGGAAGCCCUGUCCUGGAUGCAGGCCGUCCAGGAGAAACUUAAACAAAACGACAACACCCAAGGACCCAGAUCAGCGCUGGAGGUCAGGCUCCGAGAGACAGAGAAAAUUCAUAGCUCAGAGCCCGAAGGCCAUGUGAAGAUGGACAGGGUGUUGGUGGCUUCUGAAGCUCUGCUUCGAAAUGGAGAUGAAGAGAUGAAGAAUCAGACUCUUUCGAAACUCAAAGAUAUAAAAGCACUCUGGGAGGAGACGUUAACCUACAUCAUUCAUUGUCACAGUCGUAUCGAGUGGGUGUGGCUGCACUGGAGUGAAUACUUGAAGGCCCAUGAGGAGUUUGGGAUGUGGAUAGAGAAGAUGCACAGGGCUCUGGAGCCCCUGCUUGAGAUGCAGCUGGGUCUCAAAGAGAAGCUGUGGCAGGUGGAUCAUCUGCGGGUCCUUCACAGUGAUAUUCAAUCCCAGGCUCAGUUUCUGAAGAGGCUCCUGGAUGAGGCUACAGCCCUGUUCAACCGCACUGAAGAUCCUAGUGUAGAUGAGAAGGCUCAGCAGGGUCUUAAAGAUGCUUACAACCACAUUCAAGAACAAGCACAGGAAAGAUUAACAUUGGCACAAAAAAUAGCAGAGGAGCACCAGCAGUACCAAAGUUGCAUUGAUAAGUUUCAAAGCUGGCUGAUGUCUAAAACAGAAGAUGUCAGCCGUUUCAGCGACAUGGAGGAUACGACACAAAAUAGGCUGAAAGCCCUGCAGGAAAAGAUUAUGCUAGCAGUGGUGAAAGAGUACCAGAGUGUGAAAGGCAGAUCUUUCAGGCUGUCCUCUGAGAGCGAGAUGGCUCUUCGGCAGAUACUGCAGGAUCCUCUGUAUGGCUUCAGCCAGUGGAGUCAGGUGGUUUCUCAGGUCCUGGAGGCCUCCGCUGAGGUGACAGAUUUCUCCCAAAUCGCUCUGCUCGUGCAGCAUAUUGAGAAGUUACUUAAAAACAGUGUGCAGCUCCAGGAGCGCUUGAGUUUGCUCCAGGUGAAGAGUGAUCUGCUCAGCUCAGUUUUUGGCCAAGAAAAAGCUGAUGAUCUGUUGCAAGAGCUCAGAGGGGAUGUGAGGAAGAGAGAGUUACUCCACAGCAAUCUCCUAGAGUGCAAGAACCACCUGCAGGGUUUGAUAUCAAAGACAAAGGACUUUUCUGACGCCUAUGACUCCAUACACAAAAAACUGACCUCCAUAAAGGAGAGGUUCAUCAUGACGGAUGGACUUCAACCUGAUAUUCUUACCAAGAAGACCCAGGCUGACCAACUCAGGGUCAUUAGAAAGGACUUGGAAGAUUGUGAAGCCCAUAUCAUAGCUCUCGAGACGCUGGUGUCAUCCAGCCCUGCAAACAGGACAAAGUUUGAGCGUCUGUAUGCGGACUGGAAAUUGUUUUAUAAGGCAGUUCGGAUGAAGGUGAAUGAAAGUGAGGAGAACAUUGCAGAACACGAGAGUUUCCAUGACAAUAUUCUGAAUAUGGAGAAGUGGUUAAUGAUCAUGAGACAGAAGCUAGAGUCGUUUCGCAGAUCAAAUGGGGAAUGGAGCAUCGAUAACCGCCAGCAUGAGGCUGAGAGGGCACUAGGAGAGUUUCCAGAGAAGGAGCUUCAACUUCAUCAGACAGAGGCUCAGGGUCAGACCGUGCUGGCCAGAACCUCUGAUGAAGGCAAAGUUCACAUCCAGCAAGACCUUAAACGCCUCAGAGAGACCUGGAUGUCCCUUCACACGCUUAGUCUCAAUCCUUACAGGCUUCUGAAUGGACAUGCUGCCACAGGCGACCAAGAUCCCCUAUUACAGAGAACCGAGUUUCUGGACAGAUGGGCAGAAGGGCAUCACCAGGGAAUGGAUUCAGACUUUGAAGUGGGACUUGCCAAAGGAGAUGAAGGAACAGGCCAGCAUCAGAGAUCCUACCACGGGCCAGAAUCAACAGGUCACCUACAGCUGGAGAGAAACAUGGAAGCAAAACCAGAUCGAAGACCAGGAGGUUCAGAGGUCUGGAGAAGAGAGUGGAGUUACCAAGACCAGUCCAUGGAUGAUGAAGUGGAUGCAGUCAUAUCUGGAGGUGACCGAAAUGUGAACAGGAAGAGGAUUGGGAUGGACGAAGGUGACUUGCUCAGGAGCGGUGGUCAGACUGGGGAAUGGGUUGAACAACACAUACCUGGUUCUGGGAUUGAAGACCUUGAUAUAAAAGGUAGAUACAGCUUUUUAAGUGGGACUGACUCUGAUGCACAGAAAAGGAUGCGGCAGUCACAGAUCCCCCCUGAUGACACUCAGAUGGGCUCUCAGGGGCCCCACCAUCUUGUUGAUAUGGAGUCCCAGAGGAGGGAGUUUGAAGCGUGGCUUCACAAGGAAAAUGACAAACUCACAGGAAUUCUGAACAACCAAAGAUCCUUGAGCGAUAAAGAACUGAGGAUAAGACAGAAUACACUCAAGGGUUUACAUGCCGGUGUAGCCUGGGGUCAGAGUCAGUUCCAGAAGUUGAUGGUCGGUCGGCAGAGUACGUCAGCAGAGGAGGACGUGGAACUAGAAGAGCUGCAUUACCGCUGGAUGUUAUACAAGUCCAAACUUAAAGAGGCUGGUGACCUCAGAGGUCUGCUGAAACACAAGGCGAACAGUGGUCUCGGCUUCCUGUACCGUGUAUGUCGCGUGGCUCUUCCUCUCCAGCUCCUGUUGUUGGCCCUGCUGCUGCUGGCCUUCCUGCUGCCCAUGAUGGACGAGGGCACCAGCUGUUCACUAUCCAACAACUUCGCCCGCUCCUUCAACAUCAUGCUCCGCUACGACGGACCUCCUCCCACUUAA